GGGCUUUUGGGCGAUGCAGGGACUGGCUGCGGCUUUGCAGCAUCAGAACACAAAACUUCGACCUCGACCUUCCGCCGACCCGGGCGCGUGCCUUGCUGCUGCCCCGUCUCGCCCGCCUCGCCCGUCUCGACCCCCCCGCGACUUGCCACAGAGCAGCCUUUGCGGUGUGGCUCAUCCCUCGUUUCCACCUGAGCCUGAAACCGCCGACGCGACUCGCAGCCGCCGCCCGUCGUUAAGACUACACCAUCGCCCGCGCUCUUCCUCUUAUCAUGCCUUGAGCCUCCCUCUCCGAGCCGCCCUGCAGCACCAUGAACGCUUGCUCCGACGCCGCAGACGCGCCCGCCAGCAGCGAUCGGCGCAUCUCCACAUCGCCACCCACCUCGCCUGCGGAGAACACAGACAUGAAGAAGCUAUCCCUCGAGGACAUGGACCACGUCGAUGAGCUACCCGCUGCUGCCGCAACGCCGAUGCACCCAGAGACGCCGCGCCGCCUGACAGACCCGACCCUGUCGGCCCUCCUGCAGCCCCAACAGUCCCCCAUGCCGCGAAACCGCUCCCCCUAUACUCGGAACCAUCUGCGCUCCAGCUCUCUGAACGUCCCAGUCAUGACGCGAGCUCAUUCCUCGCCCACUGUGAUAGGUCCCUCUGGUCAUUUGACUUUCGCCUCAGUGCCGAGGCCCUCUAGUCCGAUGCGCUCACCUGCGCGCGUCCGUGGUCCUCCCAAGCUGAGCGGUGACGAGCCAUAUCCGCACCCGAGCAAUUCAAGCGCCUCAGAUAUCGGCAGCAUCUCAGAAGACAGGGAAUUGAACUUCGUGCCCCGUUCAACUACCGAUCGUGUGGCGGAGAACCUAUCAUCCUUCUCCCAUUAUGCUGGCAAUACCUUCCCGCGUCAACGACGGCGUCCUACCUCUCCUUUAUAUCACCCCUCCAAUGCUCCGUUUGGCUAUUCCAGCGCUCCAUCGACUCCUUCGCAUGCUUCGCCACCGCUGCCGUCGGCUAAAUUCAACGAGUCAUUUCCCCAGAACAUCAGUUACCCCAGUUCUUUUUCCUCCUCAUCUGUCCCCUCGACGCCAACAUCAAUCCGCUCUCGAAGCCCUAGCAUCUCCAGUCUCGAGACCAUUCCCGACACCCCUGACGCAGAAGAAGCUGCCAUUGAGGCCGACAGAAUCGCCAAGCUGGAAGCCGCAGCGAAAGCCGCCGAGGGAGGAAAUGACGGCAUGAGAAGAAGCAGUCUCGAUGUUCCCCGCGUCCGUAAUGCUGGCUUUGGCGCAGGCAGCAGGGACAAGAGAAAGCGAUGGAGUGUCUGCGGAGCCGAAAAAAGAGGCGACCUUGACCUGGAAACCAUCUGGGAGGACUAGUCCCUCAAAACUCUAACACUGAAGCAGCUAGACUUCGCUCUCCGGUUAACUACGACAACACCGUGAUAGGUGGUUUCUAUAUGCAUACGCGCGCUCACAGCGCUCAAGGAGUUCAUCGGGAGGAUUAUCUGGGCUUUUGCUAAGACUUGGGCAUGGUUAGUUGAUGGGAUGUAACCUGGCGUUUUUUGGUUUCUUUUGGCGGGAGCUUUGCAAGCAACACAAGCGACCACAGUACAUGAGAAGCAUGAUACCCAGUCGUUGUGCAUUUCUUUCGUCAAUUUUGAAGAUCGGCUGGGUAUCCAGACCUUGCGAACUACUAGAACAAAUGAAUACAUGAC
Molecule: messenger RNA, 1696 nt
Organism: Aplosporella prunicola CBS 121167
Lineage: Eukaryota; Fungi; Ascomycota; Dothideomycetes; Botryosphaeriales; Aplosporellaceae
Exons: 1
Coding region: 309-1358 (349 amino acids)
Source: RefSeq, a predicted model, not a curated record